Messenger RNA from Rubroshorea leprosula, 1557 nucleotides. Lineage: Eukaryota; Viridiplantae; Streptophyta; Magnoliopsida; Malvales; Dipterocarpaceae. The record is from the annotation of a GenBank genome assembly.
GGAGAGGGAAGUACAUGAACCAUUCAUAGAGCCACGAGAAAAAAGGGUUUCACAUUCAUCCGUUAUAGCAUCGCCCUUCGAUUAUUACUGCACAUGGUAACCUUUCCUGGCUGCUGAGCCGCCACCCAACAGCACUACCACCACCUCUCGCUUAUUUUCUGCUUCAGAUUCUUUUCCUUUGUCUCAUUCAUGAAGAGUCCCCCAGACCUUUUAAUUCGCAGUUAAUUUCUAAAAACCUCUCCUUUUUCCUUUUCCUCUUCUUGUUUUCAUGGCCUGUGUAACCGAUGACACUCGGGGUCUGAGUUCCCUUACUCAGCUGCCCUCUGGUGGGUUAUCUCUCAGAGAAAGGAGGUACGGCGGGAGAGGUCAAGGAAGCUUUGGGAAGUUCCCGUUUGAGAAGGUGUUUCCUGUGUAUGCAAUGGACGUUUCCAAGGGUGACUCCAGCUCUGUUGCAAACUCUGUUGGUGACCCGAUUUGGGACGCUGUGAGAGAGGAGGCCAAGUUGGAGGCAGAAAACGAACCAAUUCUAAGUAGCUUCUUGUAUGCCAGUAUCCUGGCACAUGAUUGUUUGGAGCAAGCAUUGGCGUUUGUUCUUGCUGAUCGGCUCCAAAAUGCAACACUUUUGGCAACUCAACUGGUGGAUAUAUUUCAAAAUGUUAUGAUGCAUGAUAGAGGCAUUCAACAAUCAAUACGUCUGGAUGUGCAGGCAUUCAAAGACAGAGAUCCUGCCUGUUUGUCAUAUUGUUCAGCUCUGUUGUAUUUUAAGGGAUACCAUUCUUUGCAAUCAUAUCGAGUUGCCCAUGCAUUAUGGAAGCAAGGUAGGAAAGUAUUGGCAUUGGCAUUGCAAAGCAGAAUUAGUGAGGUUUUUGGUGUUGACAUACAUCCAGCUGCAAGAAUUGGAGAUGGAAUAUUGUUGGAUCAUGCAACAGGGGUUGUUAUUGGUGAAACUGCUGUUGUAGGAAACCGUGUCUCCUUGAUGCAUGGUGUGACAUUAGGAGGGACAGGGAAAGAAACUGGAGAUCGCCAUCCAAAAGUUGGUGAUGGUGCACUCCUUGGUGCCUGUGUGACUGUACUUGGGAAUAUAAAGAUAGGUGAAGGGGCAAUGCUUGCCGCUGGUUCACUAGUAUUAAAAGAUGCUCCUCCACAUAGUAUGAUGGCAGGAACACCUGCACAGGUACUUGGAUACAUAGAUGAGCAAGAUCCCUCACUGACAAUGAAUCAUGAUGCUACCAAGGACUUAUUCCAAAAUAUAGCUGUUGGUUUAAGAGACGGAAAGUCCACUGAUUCAUCGGAUCAAGAAAACAAGGGCAGCGAUACUUGAUACACUUGGGAGGCGUGGAUCUGCACCGCCAACCUGACUGGGGAGAUUGAUUGUAUUUUUUAUACAUCAUGUUAUUUGUGAAACAAAAUUAAAAACAAUUCAUCAUAUAUAUAUAUAGAUAUCAUAGUCGCUCAUAACCAUUGCUGAUCUUGUUCAUAACAUUGGAUGAAUUGUGAAACCAUUUAUUUUUUACGGUGACUCUGACCGUGUGUAGAAUUCAAGAAUUCUGUUUCAGA